CGCUGACAGCCCCAGAUGGCCCCAAGACGCCUCCCGAAGCACUUCCGUAGCCAUUUUGGCUCAAGAUGCCCUUUGGAGUAGAGCAGCGGCCAGCCCGCCCCCCUGGGCGACCCCCUGGGGCCGCCGGGCGGUCGGGCCAUGGCGGGCGACCCCCCGCCGCGCCGGCGCCAGCCCUCGCUACAGGAGGACGGCGAGGACCUCGAGGACAACGCCGAGGCCCAGGCGUGGCUGGAGAGCCGCCUGGACGGCCUGAGAGAGGACGACUUCGGGGGAGGCCUGCGGAUCUUCUGCACCACCCACCUGCGGCCCCCGGAGGCCUUCCGCGACGUGUGGCACGUGGUAUCCGCGGAUACGGACGUGCACGCUGACACGCUGUCGCUCACCGCCGAAGAUGCGGCCCAGCUGAACUGCAUCCUGGUGUUCUGCAACCAGAACAAGAGCCACGAGGUCAGCAGGCUCGGCCAAAUCAUCGCCAGCAUUGACGUGAGCGGCUUUGACGCCCCGCCGAUGUUCUGGGUGCCCCACUCCGCCGCUCCCGAGAAGCGUCGGCACGAAAACUCCAACAUGGUACAGCCGGACGUGGCGGCGCAUCUUCUGCAGCAGGGCCUGGACGGCGUCGUGGGUGUAGGGGAGCCACGGGGGCUACGGUUGUCAAUGGCCGUGCUCUCGAACAUGCGCAAGUCGCAGCGUCUCUCGAGGAACUUGGUAGACAUGCUCGAGGAGUCGAGGGAGCGGAGCCAGUACGCGCAGCACCUCCGGCGGUGUGCCCACGAGGCCCUAUGGAAUUACACGAGGGCGCGCCUAGCGCCGGGGAUCCCGCCCGUGGACAACACGCUCGAAGCUGGCGACAUGGACUCGCUCGAGCUUCCCGGUUUCACCAUCGGAAAUAAGCUCGGGGAGGGGGUGUUCGGGUCUGUCUACAGGCUGACAGAGAACCCAGGGACCGGCACCCAGGUCCUCAAGAUGGUGCAAACCGAAGGCGUCACGGAUCUCAAGGACCUCAUGUACAUCCACAGCAUGACCGAGGCGAUGAGGAAGAUGAGCGAAGGUGAGCUGCGGCACCCAAACAUAAUCCAAUUCUUCCAGGUCUACAACACGCCGACGCACAUCCUUUUCCGGCUGGAGUACGGGGGCCCAGAGAAUCUGUACAGGCGCCUGUACGGGCGCCAGGUUCAGCAGCCGGAGAGGCACCGGCCGCUUCCCAGCGACAAGGCGGCGAAGAUCAUCUCCCAGGCUGUUGAGGCGGUGUGUCACCUGCACACGAGGGUGCGGAUCUGCCUCCUCGACAUAAAGCCGGAGAACAUCAUUCUGAACGAGACCCCCGACGACGUCACCGUCAAGUUGGCUGAUUUCGACCUCUGUGCCUUCAUCGAGGACGACGACACUGUGUUCCACAGGGCCUGCGGCACCCUGCCGUUCUCGGCCCCAGAGGUGAUGAUGGAGAUCCCUUACGAUGGCCGCAAGGCGGACAUCUGGAGCCUGGGCGUGGUUGUCGCGGAGGUGCUCUGCGGGAUACGAGUGGUGGAGGCCCAGAUCCAGGCGUCGGGGCUGCAGGAGCGGCCAGGCGGCGCUGAAGCGAUGCUUCCCGAGCGCAUCAAAGCCUUUUUCCAGGCGCCCGGCGCGGCGGCCACCCUGCUGGAGCAGCACGGCCGCCCGGAGCUGCAGUCCCUGGUGGCCUGCUGCAGCACGACGAUCGCCGGGAUGCUGCAGGUCGACCCUGCCCAGAGGUGGACGGCCGAAGAGGUCCGCUCCCAGGUGGAGCAAUCUCUCAGGCCCUUCCUCGCGAGGCCCCUUGCGCCUGCAGGCCCGGCACCCAGCCACCGCCGCCCAUCGGCGUGCGCCGGGCGGUCACAGACGGCCUCGCAGCCGAUGUCGCGACAGCUGAGUGAGCCAGUGCGCCCUUCAAAGGCGGCCGCCAGACUGGAUGACUAAGCAAUUCCACGAAUCAAUUUUAAUUUUUCCAAAAGAACGAGGACGCGGCACCUGGUGGCCGUAAUUGGCUUCAGGCGCGAGCUCGCGAAGACCCAAUGUGUCUCCUCGUUCAGGACAAGCCAGCAGAUUGCGCCCUUGUCGCAGCCGCAAGGAACUCGGGGCGGGGGCGUUUGGCGCGGGCCGUGGUGCUAAUAAUUGCACCUGGUUAGAUCGAUGACUGGGCCCGAAAAGAAUUCCCAAAUUAGGUCGCAGCACGUACGACCUGCUUGCGUAGUGCCUGGCAGUGAACCACCCUCCCUUAUCCUUUUUCCCUCCUGUUUCACCGCCCCUUCCUUCUUCCCUCCUCCCUUCCCCUCCCCUCAAGCACUGCGUCACAAACUUUGAAUACCUCAGCAUCCAUCGUGCGUUUAAGUCCAGCGUGCCGCGUUUGAACGAACGCGAGCGUUGCUCGUCACGGCAACGCCUGUUUCAAUUAUCGUGUUUUUACUAGUGAGGCGUGACGUUUUGCGUACGAUCGGAUUUUUGUUGCAUGGCCUCUCUUGGGGUUCCGGGCCCGGGGAUCAUCACCAAACAAUUCGGGAUGAACAGUUGGCCCAGGGGGAGGGAUCGAAAGCCUCAGUGGCCAUCAGCCAGAAGACUUGAGUUGCCGCAUCCCUUGUUGCAGCGACCACUGUCGUUUUGUACAGGCCCUUUGACCUGAUCGCCUGGGCUUGCUGCGCGGACCGCAUCCUUGAUGCUCGUGGCAGGCGCGGCUGUGUGCAGCGAGAGGGAGGAGUUCGACGAGCCGUCGGCGAAUGCAUUGGCGGGAAAA
Prorocentrum cordatum is the source of this 2743-nucleotide messenger RNA. NCBI's taxonomy places the organism in Eukaryota, Dinophyceae, Prorocentrales, Prorocentraceae. The record is from the annotation of a GenBank genome assembly.